GCCUGUAAUUUUAAUGCAUUUUAAUGUAUUUUUCACUUAGAUUAAAGAAAAGCGAUACGAAACGAAUAGUAAAUAAUAUUGCCGAAUAAAGCGAACUGUGGAUCACCAUUUUUAAAUUCAGAGAGAAAAUUCGGCAUUAUUCGGCAAAUUAAAAAUUAAUCCCAUAAUAGGUAUGUAAAGCAGUUAAGCAACAGACUAAUAUACGAAGUCUCAGACACAAGCAGUUUUAAACCAGGUUUUCACAGGUAUGAUUUGGACAGCACUUAUCACGAAUUUGUAUACUAUAAUAUUUAUAUUCCGGUAUAACGUGAUCUGAGAUCCCUUCCCCGCAGCCGCUCGCAAACAGGUCUUAUUAAUGGUUUUAACGCUAAGGCACGAUGACCACAAAGUUGAAUCUUCCUAUUUCCUCGUGUAUAUUUUGACUUAACGUUUAACUAACCGUUUAGUCUUAAACUUUGCUUUAGCUCUGUUUAGUCUUAAACUUUAAUGGUCACUCUAGUCGUCAAUGUUACCGUGUACAGAGUCGUCUAAAGUGAUAAGUGAAGAUGCGUGUGGUCGUGUGUGUCGUGCUUCUUGUUGUGGUUUUUAACUUUGUUUGUGGACAAGAAGAUGUAGAAACAGGAGACAACCUGCAGUACCAGUUCUUCCCGGUGGUGGGGAGCUCACUGCAGUUCAAAGUGCGCGCGCACAACGAUGCCCACAUCGCGCUGUCAUUGCAUCCAACGGAGACGGAUCCUCUGUAUGAGGUUGUCAUCGGAGGCUGGGCCAACAAAAAAAGCGUGAUCAGGAAGAGAGUUUGCUCAUUUCACGAAAAAGAUGCAAAGCCGACACCUCAAUACCUCAGCGAGGAUAUGUUCCGCGGUUUCUGGGUGCAUUGGGACAGUGGGAUAGUGUCAGUUGGGCGCGAGGGCGAGACAAACGCGUUCCUUUCAUGGCGUGACAAUGAGCCGUUCUCUAUUGCCGCUGCAGGAGUGCAUACUGGAUUUGGGUCAAAGGGGGUCUGGAAGUUACAAAAUGCGUCUUCUGAAGAUAUUAACGUAAGAAAUGAAGAUGGACAUGAUCAAUUAGAAGUGAAAACUGAAGAUAGUACUAAGUACCAGUUCUUUCCGGUGUCGGACAAUAUGCUGCGCUUCAAGGUGCGCGCGGGCAGCGAUGCUCAUAUUGCGCUCUCGAGCCACCCGUGGGAGUCCGGACCAAUGUAUGAGAUCAUUAUUGGCGGUUGGGCAAACUCUAAAAGCGCAAUCCGACGAAGAUAUUGCGAGCAGCAAGAGAAGGACGGUCUCCCGACGCCUCAGGUCUUGAACAAAGAUGAAUACCGUGGGUUCUGGAUGAAAUGGGACAAUGGCAUCGUUCAGGUCGGGAAAACCGGGGAUGCCAGUCCGUUCUUGUCGUGGCAUGACCCUGAUCCUUUCAAGGUCGCUUACGUGGGAGUUCACACUGGUUUCGGGUCAACUGGCACUUGGAAAAUCGAUAAUGUCCCCUCUGACCCCAGUAAUAUUGAUAAUGAUGUGUUUACGGAAGAUAACGUGCAAUACCAAUUCUUCCCCGUGUACGGCACCUCGACAAAGUUUAAAGUACACGCGCGAAACGACGCCCACAUCGCUCUCGCUUCCAUACCCCGGGAAUCUGGACCCAUGUAUGAGAUCGUUAUCGGAGGAUGGUCGAACACAAAAAGCGUAAUAAGAAGAAGAACCUGCUUUCCAUGGGAGAGAGAAGAAGUCCAAACCCCGAAUAUUUUGGGCGGGAGCGAAUAUCGCGGCUUCUGGGUUAGGUGGGAAAGUGCCACGAUCCUGGUGGGGCGACAGGGCGAGGCCAAGCCCUUUAUGACUUGGCUUGACCUGGAACCUUUGCCGGUAUCAUAUUUCGGAGUGCAUACAGGCUUUGGAGCUGCUGGCUUGUGGGAGAUUGAUAAUUUACAAAGCGGCGAUGGAAGAAAAUCUCUCUUAUCUACGGGUGAUAAUACAGAGUAUCAGUUUUUCCAAAUUACGGGUCGGUCAGUGACCUUCAAGGUGCGGGCAAACAACGAUGUCCACGUCGGUCUUUUCUCAGAACCCCGAGAAACGGACCCCAUGUAUGAGAUUGUCAUUGGAGGUUGGGGAAAUACAAAGAGCGUAAUAAGAAAGAAAUAUUGCCAUCAAAAAGUUGAAAAGGACGAAGUUUCAACACCAAAUUACUUAAAUGAAUAUCAGUAUCGAGGUUUCUGGGUGCGCUGGAAGAAUGGAAAAAUCUCUGUCGGACAGGAAGGCUCGAGUAGGCCGUUUAUGUCAUGGGACGAUUUAAACCCUCUUCGCGUGACCCAUAUGGGGUUACAUACUGGAUUUGGGUCUACUGGCAUUUGGAAGGUCACAAAUGAAUCUCGUAACAACGCUGAAGAACAUAUUGUGACUGGUGACAACAUUCAGUAUCAGUACUACCCGAUAUCAAGUACAUCGCUGCAUUUCAAAGUGCGGGCUCGCAAUGACGUCCAUGUUGGUCUUACAUCGGGGCCGCAGGACUCUGACCCUAUGUAUGAGAUCGUCAUUGGAGGGUGGGCUAACUCAAAGAGCGUGAUUAGAAAAAGAUGCUGCCUACCGCCAGAGAGAGAUGAAGUUCAGACACCAGAAAUUUUAGACGACGCCGGAUUCCGUACUUUCUGGAUGAGUUGGGACAAGGGAAACGUUAUGGCUGGGCGGGAGGGAGAAACGAGCCCCUUUUUGAAGUGGCAAGACCCUAAUCCAUUCCCUGUGAGCUAUUUGGGCGUGCACACUGGUUUUGGUUCUAGUGGAACUUGGAAACUUGGAUCUUCGACAAUUGAUGAUCGAGUUAGCCACAAACCGGUAGUAAUCCCCCUUGUGCUGCCAGCGGAAACUCCAGCGCCGGUUGUGUGCGCGCCGACGCAAACGCGCUUAUUCACGGGCACGGCCUGCGCAGGGCAGGUCGUCUUCGAAGAGAACUUCGACGCUCUGCGAGAAGAAGUGUGGCAGGUCCAGCAGUACGUGCCCAUUGAUCACCCUGAGCUUCCUUUCGUAUCAUACCAACGCUUCACUGUUUCCGUGAAAAAUGGGUACCUCCGCAUUACACCUGCAUUGCAGCAGGUCCAGCCUGGUUUCACUUACUACAGUUUAUAUGGCUCUUUGGAUCUAUAUAAUGGAUGUACAUCGGGACAGUCUUCUUCGUGCCACAUAGAAGCUAGCGAUGACUCGUCCAUUUUACCACCGGUGGUGGGAGGUCGUGUUACUAGCAAAUCCAGCUUCGCUUUUACAUAUGGUAUCAUCAGUGUUCGAGCAAAAUUACCUCAAGGCGAUUGGAUUUACCCAGAAAUAUUGCUAGAGCCGCUGUUAAAGAAAUUUGUCUAUGGAACUAAGAACUCGGGGAUGCUGAAGAUAGCGUGUGCACGGGGAAAUCUAGAUCUCACAAAAGGCUCUACUCAGUUUGGAAAUAAGGUACUAUAUAGCGGACCUGUUAUAGACACAAAAUGUCACAAUGCGUUGUUUAUCAACAAAGCAUCUAAUAAGUAUUGGGGUGACGAUUUCCACGUGUACUCCGUGAAAUGGACCCCGGAGAGUUUAAUCAUGUCGGUGGAUGGUGAGGAGUACGGUCGCAUCGAGCCAGGGAGAGAUGGCCUCCGCGCGAGUCUGCCUAAGAUCUGCGCUGGUCCGCAACAAUCGGGCAUGGCGCCAUUUGACGACCACUUUUAUAUAACCCUAGGAUUGGCAGUCGGAGGCCACACAGAGUUCCCCGACGCGUGCGUUUCAAAGGACCACAAGAAACCGUGGAAGGACCGCGCGUCGAAGGCAACCCUGAACUUCUGGAACGACAUUGACACCUGGCACGAUACAUGGGAACUGCCAAAGCUGCUGGUCGACUACGUGAAAGUUGUCGCGUUGUGAUUCAUAAGAACUUUAGAAAGAGUUGGCCUAGAAGAAGGUACUUUGAAGAUAUGUUAAAUUUUAAAUUCGUAAUAUAAUGUUAAUCAACUUCAAUAUGUUCUAUGUUCAACAUGACGAUAUACUGCCUACGAUACAAUUAUCGCCAGUCAUGUUACUAGUAGUGCACAACGAUCGCCAUAGUGGGUUUACGCCUUUAUUUAAUGCUCGUAAUUAUUAAGUAAUUUUACAAAUAUAUUGACUUAUCAAAUUA
Molecule: messenger RNA, 4119 nt
Organism: Cydia pomonella (codling moth)
Lineage: Eukaryota; Metazoa; Arthropoda; Insecta; Lepidoptera; Tortricidae
Exons: 22
Coding region: 546-3869 (1107 amino acids)
Biological process (GO): carbohydrate metabolic process
Molecular function (GO): hydrolase activity, hydrolyzing O-glycosyl compounds
Source: RefSeq, a predicted model, not a curated record